AAUUCGUCAUAUUGUCUAAAUUGUUCAUUUUUACACAAGAGAGACUGUUGAGGUGGACACUUUAUUAUGGACCACCAGUAUAGUGGUGAGGGCGAAGAUAGGUUUCAAGGAUCAGAGCAAUCUGCUACAAACUCAGAGGCAAGUUUUUCGCAACGUUCUGUAGGGGAAAGUGUCGCGGGUCAACAUUCACCUGAGAGUGAAGGAAGUGAUGAUGCACCCUCUGAGUUUCCGGAGAGAAUUUCCUUGAGGCAUUUGCUAACAUUAGUGACUAAUAAUAACCCGAAUGUUUUAAGGGCCUUUUUAGGAGGUGAAAGUCCCCAAAGCAACGAAGAACUCGUUCAGUAUUUGAAGAGGAACGGUAGCAUAUCGUCAAAGAAGGUAGAACAUGCUUUUCAAGUACUUCCAAGAGAUUUGUUUGUGCCUGAGAACCAAAAAAGCCAAGCUUUUGACAAUUAUCCCCUGCGAGUCGAGGAACUUGGCUUCAAUAUUUCAGCUCCCGAGAUGUAUGCUGUUGCACUUGAACACUUGAAGAUUGAAGAAGGUGAUAGAAUAUUGGAUAUUGGUUGUGGUUCUGGUCAUCUAACUUGUUUGUUGGCUUUUAUGGCUGGUGGUUCUGGUCUUGUACGUGGUAUUGAGCUAUCUCGCGAGAUUGCAGAACAUUGCAGAAAGAAUGUUGAGCUUGCAAGGUUUUCCCGUCCUGAGUUUGCACAGAACGCGGCAGAAAUAGAAAUCAUAGUGUCGAAUGUGUUCUUUCUUGAGGAAGAAAUCCACACUAACGCAUAUAAUCGAGUAUAUUGUGGUGCGACGUGUCCAGUAGCCUAUUUAAAUGAUAUUGUAAAGUUGUUGCAGCCAGGAGGCCUAAUGAUCUGUCCCAUCGGAGAUAAGCUUUAUGUAAUAAAGAGGAAGGAGAGCUCAACAGAUUCUGUCCAAUAUAGUAAAGAAGCGGUAGCAGAUGUUCGCUUUGGAAAUCUAGUGAUUCCUUCCAAAUACGACAUCCUUCGAGAGCGAUAUCGAAAGAGAAUGUCCUCAAGAUUUCAGUUGCAGCAACCAAUUUCAAGUUUUGAAUCUGCUUUAGGCUUCCAAGAUGUUGAAAGUUUGUUCAUGUCUUCUGAACGUAGCGACAUCUCAUUGCUGGUUCUAGAUGAUUCAAAUAGCUGCAACGAAACAAUUGAAAUACCAUCACAUAAGUUUGUCUUAUCUGCUAGGAGUGGACAUUUCCGUGCACUUUUUCAGUCUCAGAUGAAAGAUUCGAAAAACACGACCGUCCAUAUUCCCACAGAGUUUCCGUGGAGUGUUUUUAGGGAAUGUUUGCGAUAUAUUUACACGGAUAAGGCAUACAUUGAUAACAACAACUGUAUUCAAGCUUUGGAAUGUUCGCGUUUUUAUGAUAUACCAGAAGGCUUUAGUUAUCUUUGUGAAGAACAGCUAAGGAAGCGUGCUUUGGCAGCUCCUAAUGACGUGGCUUAUGUACUGGCUAUUGCUCAUCACUAUGCGUAUGACAGACAGUUGGAAAGAGAUAGACCCUGAAUUGGUGGACUUUGUCUUGGAAGAAGCGUAUGACACGUAUACUUAUUUGA
Molecule: messenger RNA, 1577 nt
Organism: Galdieria sulphuraria
Lineage: Eukaryota; Rhodophyta; Bangiophyceae; Galdieriales; Galdieriaceae
Product: protein-L-isoaspartate(D-aspartate) O-methyltransferase
Exons: 5
Coding region: 67-1527 (486 amino acids)
Biological process (GO): protein modification process
Cellular component (GO): cytoplasm
Molecular function (GO): protein-L-isoaspartate (D-aspartate) O-methyltransferase activity; protein binding
Source: RefSeq, a predicted model, not a curated record